Trichoderma asperellum CBS 433.97 is the source of this 1132-nucleotide messenger RNA. RefSeq lists its product as uncharacterized. NCBI's taxonomy places the organism in Eukaryota, Fungi, Ascomycota, Sordariomycetes, Hypocreales, Hypocreaceae. The record is from RefSeq and is a predicted model, not a curated record. Gene Ontology annotation, molecular function: oxidoreductase activity.
AUUUUGUUUUAUUCUUGUCUCUCUCCUAUUUCUCAAAACACACCUUUCUCCCUCAAUAAGUCGCAGUCAUACUUAUCCCGACAAGAUGGCGCAGAAACUCACGCUCCAGUCUGUGGUGAAGCUUAACUCCGGCUAUGCCAUGCCCCUUCUGGGCUAUGGAGUCUAUCAAACGCAGGCGUCUGUGGCAACUGAAGUCUGCAAAGAGGCUCUGAGAAUUGGAUACAGACAUAUUGAUUCUGCAUCCGCGUAUCACAACCAGGGACCUUCUGCAGCAGGCAUUGCCGCAUCUGGAGUUCCUCGGGAAGAAGUCUUUUUCACCACAAAAGUCCCAGUGCGUGGAAAGCCUCUCGGCUACAAAAACACCAUCGACCUGGUCGAUAUCGCUCUCCAAGAGACCAAGCUGGGCUACCUGGACCUCGUCCUGAUCCACUCUCCCUAUGGCGGCGUCGAGAACCGAAAGGGUGCCUGGAAAGCCCUCGUCGAGUCCGUCGAGGCUGGCAAAGUGCGCUCCAUUGGUAUUUCCAACUACGGCGUGCACCACCUGAACGAGCUGGAGGCCUACAUUAAGGAGCUCGAGUCCGAGCGUGGCGGAGCCGGCAAGGGCGGCGUGAUUUCCGUCGGUCAGUGGGAGAUUCACCCGUGGCUUCCGAGAGACGACAUUGUGCAGUGGUGCCAUGCCAGGAACAUCGCCGUGCAGGCCUACUGCCCCAUUGUCCGCGGUGAGCGCUUCGGCGAGCCCAAGGUCGUUGCGGCGGCAAAGAAGUACGGCAAGACAGAGGCGCAGGUGAUGCUGCGAUGGAGUCUGCAGAAGGGCUUUGUUCCCCUGAUCAAGAGCGUUACGCCGAGUCGCAUUGCUGAGAAUGCGGACCUGUACGACUUUGAGCUGACGGAGGAGGAGGUCAAGGAUUUGACGACAGGGGAGUACAGCCCGAUAGCUUGGGAUCCUACAGUUGAGCCAUUGGACAGGUAAAAUAAGGAGCUGAUGGAAGGUGUUUAUAUGAAUCUAUGCCGAGCUUUGUACACUACAGACGAACCGGCAUAUGCAAGAUACAGUGCUUGCAUAUGGAAGCGUAAAUACAUAGGCAGACGUUGAUAGCUACAUAGACCGAAUCAUGGAAGCGUCAAUCUUUGG